AUUUAAACAAAUACUUUUACUUUUUGUUGGAAAGACUCUUUUAGAUUUCUAUGAUAAGAAUAGAGAUGCUGCUAUAACUUUGCAUUCAUCAUUGUUUGGAAAAAAAUAAAAUAAAAAAAGAAGAGAGUUUCAUUCAUCAUCAACCAUGGUGCUAAAUGUUAUCAAGAUCUCCCAUAUCAGCCCCUCCACAGAUUCAUUCUCUGACCCACUCGUUGUCCCACUCACUUUCUUCGACCUAAAAUGGCUAAAAGAUUCUGUACAACAAGUCGUCUUCUACAAACUCACCGACUCAUCAUCAUCAUCACGCGACUUCUUCUACUCCGUGAUCAUCCCCAAACUCGAGACAUCUCUUUCUCUUGUCCUCGGUCACUUCCUCCCCCUCGCGGGCCACGUCACUUGGAACCCUCAAGAUCCUAAGCCGUGCAUCGUCGUGUCCCCACACGACACUGUCUCGUUGACAAUCUCUGAAAGCAACGCAGAUUUCACCAAUAUUUCAGGCAAGGGAAUACGUCUUGCUAAGGAGACACGUUCCCUAGUCCAAGAGUUUCCAGCCUCUUGUGACUCGCCACGUGUCCUUUCUUUACAAGUUACCUUGUUCCCUAACCAAGGGCUCUCCAUCGGCAUAACCGCAAACCAUGCGGUCAUGGACGGUAAAACGGUGGUGAAUUUUUAUAAAUCAUGGGCUUACAUAUGUAAAUCACAAACACAUGGAAACAUAUUAUUACCGGAUGAUUUAACUCCUCGUUUAGACCGCACGAUCAUCAACGUUCCUUCUUGUCUUGAAGCCAAGAUGUUGGAGCUUCAAGGUGAAAGAACCCUCAAGAUCCCUCAAGCUGGAGAGAUAGGCCACGACAUAUUCAGGAUCACGCUUGAGUUGACUCGUGAAAACGUUGAGAAGCUUAAGGUUCGAGCUAAGAACGAGUCAACACGCGCUUGUGCUGAUCUUUACUUGUCCACGUUCGUUUUGGCUUACGCCUACAUGUGGACGUGUUUGUUGAAGACGCGUGGAGGUCAUGGAGAAAGACCGGUUCGUCUCAUGUAUGCUGCGGAUUUUAGGAACCGGUUAGACCCGCCGGUUCAUGAGACUUACGUAGGGAACUGUGUGUUCCCUAUUGGUUGCUUUGGACACGAAGCUAAGACGUUUUUGGGAGAAGAUGGGUUUGUUAAAGCUGUUGAGAUUCUUGGAGAUUCGGUUAAAGGUUUGAGUUUACUAGGGAUUGAGGAACUUUGUGAGUUGUAUGUGGAAGGAAAGAAGAGAGUUAAACCGGGUACACAGCUUGGGACUAUUGCCGGUUCGAACCGGUUUGGGUUGUAUGGUUCGGAUUUUGGGUGGGGGAACCCGGUUAAUACUGAGUUUGUAUCUAUUGAUAGGAAUGAAGCGUUCUCUAUGUCGGAGAGGAGAGAUAGGUCCGGUGGUGUGCAGGUUGGUUUGUGUUUGAAGAAACAUGAGAUGGAUAUUUUUGUUUCUUUAUUUAAUGAUGGAUUGGUAAAUUAAAUCUUUUUCUGGGUUUUAUGAAUUUCUCUGUUUGAGAUCUAGUAAUAUACCUAUAUGCAAAGUGUC
Eruca vesicaria subsp. sativa (arugula) is the source of this 1561-nucleotide messenger RNA. The record is from the annotation of a GenBank genome assembly. NCBI's taxonomy places the organism in Eukaryota, Viridiplantae, Streptophyta, Magnoliopsida, Brassicales, Brassicaceae.